AUGCCACGAAUCUACAAAGCAAAAGGAAAAUUCAUCGGUCGAGUGCGAGUGAAUGAAGCCUCACUGCAGCAAGCGGUGGCCGCUGUGCUGGAGGUUCGGCCCAUUAAAACGACCGCUAAACAGUUCGGGGUACCAGUCAUGACCGUCAAACGCUAUGCCCGGAAACAGAAGGCUUCCGACAAGUUGAUUCGCUACGGACCGAUGUACGGAUCGUCAUCGAGAGCCUUUUCCGACGAAGAGGAGGAAAUGUUGCAGGAUUAUGCGUUAAAGGCGAGCAAGCUUAAUCACGGACUUACUCCCAUUGGUGUCCGGAAACUGGCUUACCAGUUUGCACUUGCAAAUAAUAAACCAAUCGCAGCAAAAUGGGUGAACGGUUUAGCUUCUUUUGAGUGGUAUUAUGGAUUCAUGCGCCGGCGCAAAAGUUUGGCGCUCAGGAAAGCACAGGCAACAAGUUUGAGUCGCGCUACCAGCUUCAACAAGCACAAUGUUGCUCAAUUUUUCGACAAUCUGCGAACGGUUCUAGCACGGUACAACUUUGAGGCAAUCGACAUCUGGAAUUUGGAUGAAACUGGCGUAACUACUGUCCAUGACCCAACAAAGAUAGUGGCUGCUAAAGGAUGCAAGCAGGAUAGGAUGCUCAGCAACUGCUACCCUGGAACUGCCGGCAAACCCCAUCCAAGUGGUUGGAUGACCGCCGAGAAUUUCGUCAAGUUCCUUGAGCAUUUCGUGAAACACAAUAAGUGCUCGAUCAGUAGGCCAUGCCUCAUAAUUAUGGACAAUCAUGACAGCCACAUUAGUAUCGACUAUCUAUCUUACGCCAAGACCAACGGAAUUAACAAUCCCACCGCACACAUCGCACAAACUGCAGCCACUGGAUAG
Messenger RNA from Aedes albopictus (Asian tiger mosquito), 879 nucleotides. RefSeq lists its product as uncharacterized. The transcript is spliced from 2 exons. The record is from RefSeq and is a predicted model, not a curated record. NCBI's taxonomy places the organism in Eukaryota, Metazoa, Arthropoda, Insecta, Diptera, Culicidae. Bases 1 to 879 code for a protein of 292 amino acids. Gene Ontology annotation, molecular function: DNA binding. Gene Ontology annotation, cellular component: nucleus.